This is a messenger RNA of Rhagoletis zephyria (snowberry fruit fly), 483 nucleotides long. The record is from RefSeq and is a predicted model, not a curated record. Lineage: Eukaryota; Metazoa; Arthropoda; Insecta; Diptera; Tephritidae.
AUGCUGACCAAAAUUGCCGCCAGCACUGUGCGAAACUUUUUGCAGUGCCAAUCUGGCCAGCUUUCCCACCUUCGUUACUUGUCGGCUGCAGGCAAAGAUCCCAACCCCGGUCUCGCCGAGACCAAACACGGUCGCAAGGAGUCGGAUGAGGACUUUGACAACCGCUACAUUGCCUGGUUCUCCAAGCCUGAUAUUGAUAGCUGGGAGCUGCGCAAAGGCAUCGCCGAUCUGCAUGGCAUGGAUCUAAUUCCAGAGCCGAAGAUCAUCAUCGCCGCUCUCGAAGCCGCCCGCCGCUUGAAUGACCACUCGGUGGCUGUUCGCUUCCUUGAGGCCCUGCGCUGGAAGUCUCGUAGCAACAAGGAGAUCUACCCAUAUUUGAUGCAGGAGAUUCGACCAACACUCGCCAAACUGGGCAUCAGCACUCCGGAGGAGCUGGGCUACGAUCAGCCUGAACUGAGCAUUCACAACGCUUUCACCGAUUAA